AUGAACCAUGUUCUGAUAAAGACUGUUGAGCAAGCAGGGCUCUUAUCCGGCAUCGCUCUUCCGCAAAAUGCCUCUCCUUGUGCGGUACAGACGAACUAUGAGGCCCAUUUGCAGGAUGCAGAUAUCCCAGCGGGCGACAGCCAGUUACUAUUUUUAUCAGAACAAGAUCACUCUAUAGAUCCCAUGGGAUGGCUGAUGGGCUUGGACAUGACAACGUGGUCAACCAGUGACCUUGUUGGAGCCGAAAUGGUUAGCCCGGUCCAUGAUGUUUGCCGAUCCUUGUCAACGGCGGCCAGUGCAGAUUACCAUAGCUCUGAAGUCUCGGAGAGCUCCGGGGAUCCAACACCGAUUGACAUGCAGGAAUACGAUUUCGCGAUCGACAUGUUUGAUACGACAACAUGGCUAUCCGAUGGAAGGUUGGCAGAUUAA
Messenger RNA from Fusarium mangiferae, 429 nucleotides. RefSeq lists its product as uncharacterized. The transcript has a single exon. Lineage: Eukaryota; Fungi; Ascomycota; Sordariomycetes; Hypocreales; Nectriaceae. The record is from RefSeq and is a predicted model, not a curated record. Bases 1 to 429 code for a protein of 142 amino acids.